AUGCCAGUGGACCUCGCCAUGCGACUGUGCCUGAGCCAGAGCCUGCCUCUCUGUCACCUACAGGGUGUGUCCCCUAUGAAGGUCCUGAGACCUCACCUUCACACCAGAGACUACCGGUCUCCCAGGGCCAGCCUUCACACUGCUGCCCCGCAUUCCUCAUCUUCAUCCUCCUCCUCCCCAGAGCGAUCAGAGACCAAGAGCUGUGUGCGCAGGAGCAGUGCCAGCCCUAAGAAGAAGCAUGUAGUGUUUGCUGAUACUAAGGGGCUGUCUCUCACUGCAGUGCGACUGUAUAUCCCAGACAACUCCUUUUCCACGGCCAAGAGGGCUGACUCCUCUUCCCCCUCUACCUCCUCUUCCCCUGUCAGACCGCAGGGCCUGUGGCCGGGUUCUGCCGGUGGGAAGCAGCAGCUCUGCAGAUUAAGUCUGUCCUUCCCCCAACCCACGGCAGACUUCAAGACCUUCCAAGCCCGCCUGCAGGAGGUCCUGGUGCAGCUGGAGAGCUGCAGUGUGACUGAGCGAUCACUGAGUGGCACAGUUCGUGUCUGCAAUGUCAGCUUUGAGAAAGCUGUGUAUGUGCGAGUAACCUUUGACUCGUGGCGAAGCCACCAGGACAUCCCCUGUUCCUACCUGCAGCAGCGAUAUGGGGGCGCUGAGACUGAGGUGUUUGCCUUUGAUGUCCCCCUCCCACAAAACCUGGAUCCCAGCGAGCGUCUGGAGUUCUGUGUGUUGUUCCGGCCAGGCAGCGGGGCCGCACUGCGUUGGGACAACAACGGUGGACAGAACUACUGUGUGUGUGUGGAGCCCGAGGGGGCUGGGUAUAGUAAAGCCCAGGUACAGCGCCGCAUCACCACUCCCCGCUCCCUCCAACGUCCCCCCUCAUGGCCAAGGAGUGGGGGAACCAGCCUGAAGAGCCCCCUUUACCCUGGACUCUCCCACCCCUCAGAAGCAUUCAUCAGCCAGAGUUCGGGGUGA
This is a messenger RNA of Salvelinus namaycush (lake trout), 972 nucleotides long. RefSeq names its product protein phosphatase 1 regulatory subunit 3C-B-like. NCBI's taxonomy places the organism in Eukaryota, Metazoa, Chordata, Actinopteri, Salmoniformes, Salmonidae. The transcript has a single exon. Gene Ontology annotation, molecular function: protein phosphatase 1 binding; glycogen binding. The record is from RefSeq and is a predicted model, not a curated record. Gene Ontology annotation, cellular component: protein phosphatase type 1 complex. Gene Ontology annotation, biological process: regulation of glycogen biosynthetic process. Bases 1 to 972 code for a protein of 323 amino acids.